This is a messenger RNA of Lentinula edodes (shiitake mushroom), 3498 nucleotides long. RefSeq names its product kinesin 2. The record is from RefSeq and is a predicted model, not a curated record. Gene Ontology annotation, molecular function: ATP binding; microtubule binding; plus-end-directed microtubule motor activity. Lineage: Eukaryota; Fungi; Basidiomycota; Agaricomycetes; Agaricales; Omphalotaceae. Gene Ontology annotation, cellular component: spindle microtubule; nucleus. The coding region runs from base 1 to 3498 and encodes 1165 amino acids. Gene Ontology annotation, biological process: mitotic spindle assembly; microtubule-based movement. The transcript is spliced from 7 exons.
AUGAUGAAUACCCGUCGUCCUCCCUCUCGCAUGAGGACGAACUCUUCCACUUCCAUGCCUCCUCCAACUCUGAGGCCCCGUUCCGUAAUGACCAAGUCAGCUUCUUCUUCGCGUUCUGGAGAAGAACAGUUGGAACAUGGUGCCGCACCAGCCGUACACAAACAGCUAAAACAUACAGAUGAUCCCGAUACAAACAUCCAAGUCAUCAUUCGCUGUAGGCGUCGCUCCGACCGCGAAAUUCAAGAGAACUCGCCGAUAAUCGUCAAUUCGAAAGGUGCAAAGAGUAACCAAGUUUCCAUCGAAACAACAGCACCAGUCUCCACUCUUGGAGUAGUCACACUUCCUCCAGUCCGAACAUAUCCGUUCGACUUGGUGUAUGGUCCAGAAGCAGAUCAAGCAAUGAUAUACCAUGAUGUCGUUGGUCCAAUGCUGCAACAAGUUCUGGAGGGCUAUAAUUGCACUCUUUUUGCAUAUGGUCAGACCGGAACGGGGAAAACCUACACAAUGCAAGGCGACUUGACCAAGACACCGUUGGGAAACCCCUCUCCUCAUGCAGGAAUGAUACCUCGAGUUCUCUUCCGUCUCUUCCACCAACUAGAACAAUCCAAAGUUGACUUCAGUGUGCGCGUUUCCUUUAUAGAACUUUACAACGAGGAACUGCGUGAUCUCCUGGCCAGUGAACUAUCUGCACCAAUUGGUUCUACCCAGCCGAUGGGUAUGGCAUCGAAGGAUGCCACCAAGAAUGCUGGUUCCAACAUCAAAAUCUUCGACGACUCCAAUAAGCGCGGAGUUAUCAUUCAGGGCAUUGAGGAGGUUCCUGUCAAGAGUUCUGCAGACGCAUUAGCUCUUUUGACGAAGGGCAGCGAGAGGAGACAGAUCGCGGCUACCAAAUUUAACGACCAUUCUAGUCGUUCUCAUUCUAUCUUCUCCCUCACCGUGCACACAAAGGAAGCUGGAGUAGUGGGUGAAGACUUGUUAAGAAUAGGGAAAUUGAACAUGGUGGAUCUUGCCGGCUCAGAAAAUAUAGGAAGGUCUGGCGCAGAGAACAAGAGGGCCAGGGAAGCCGGUAUGAUUAACCAGAGUCUUCUAACGCUUGGGAGGGUAAUCAAUGCCUUGGUGGACAAGGCACAACAUGUCCCAUAUCGGGAAUCCAAGUUGACUCGUAUACUCCAAGAUUCAUUGGGCGGUCGCACCAAGACCUCGAUCAUUGCCACUAUCUCUCCUGCGCGCUCAAAUUUAGAGGAAACGCUCUCGACCUUAGACUACGCGAUGAGCGCCAAGUCGAUCCGCAACAAGCCUGAAAUCAACCAGCGCAUGACGCGCAAUUCCCUUCUAAAGGAGUACGUUGCGGAAAUCGAACGCCUCAAAGCUGACGUUCUUGCUGCCCGAGAGAAGAACGGAAUUUUCUUUUCUGAAGAGACCUGGGCACAGAUGGAUACCGAACGUGAACUGCGGGAAACGGAGAUUGAGGAAGCAAAGAAGCAGGUUGAAAUCAUAGAGAAUCAAAUGAGCGUGGUUCGGGAGGAGUUCGAGCAGAGCAUUGGACUGUUGAUGAAGCGUGAUGCCGAGCUCAAGGAUACGAAGCACCGCUUAGAUGUCACAGAGGUGGAGCUGAGUGAGAGGAAGGAGGAGCUGAGAGGGGUGAAGGUGGCCUUAGAAGAAGAGACCGUGAUACGCCGAGCGCAUCAGAAAACCGAAAUUACCCUGGAUGCUGUGGCUAACGGAUUGAGAAGUGUAGCCAAGGAGAGCGUUCACGACGUGUCGGCCCUGUUCCAGAAACUUGAACGCAAAUCUGCAGUCUUGGGGUCAAACUCAAAAGCCGUCUCCAAUCUCACCCAAGCUCUGUUUACUGCCUCUAAAUCGCUGACUAGCUCUCUCGACGGCUUCGUUGGUUCUUCUGGCCAAAUUACUGCUCAAUUACGAGAAACCACCGAGUCGUUCAAGAUCAAAGAGAUGAAGACACUGGAGAACUACUCAAAACGAAUAACUGAGCAGUUGCAAUAUAUCAAGAGUAACAUACAAACCAUUCGUGCUCACGAUGGAGCUGAAGACGAGGCAAUAGCCUCUCUCGAAAUGAUGCUGAAUGACACCUACGAGACUUUUAAUACUGGUUUCGCUUCGUGGUCCGAAAGCUUACAGAAGACUUGUCAGCAGACGCACGAAGAAUUGGACCAUGCAUCCUCGCAGACCUUAUCUGAAGCUCACAUGGCUGUGAAGUCCAUCCACACCACUAUGGAGUAUGUCUUGCAGGAGACUGCGAAAUAUUUCGAAAGUGAGCAGGUAGUGCUCACCAAAGCCAGUGCCAUUGUCCAACAGUCGACAGACGGUGAAGUAGGGCGACUUCGAGAACAGAACCGUACUUUGAUGGCAUUGGUCGAGAAACAAAAGGCUGACGCGAAUAAAGCAAAGGAAGACUUGCUGCAGAAAGUUUCGGGUCUGCUUGUGAACUUUGUCAAUGAGCAGGAUCGCGGACUUCGAGAUGCCGCUGCUUCAAUAAGGGAUGCCAAUAUUGCUUCAGAAAAUGGAAUGAGGUCCCAUCACCAACAGCAUAGGCAGGUAAUCGAUUCUUUGGAUCAAUCAAGAGCACCGUUAAUUGCGUUAUCUGAAAAAUCCCGGUCUGACGCGAAGAGAAUGAGGGAUGGCUCAGUCAAGACAUUGAAGGACGCGAAGAUCGCAAUUCACGAUCGAAUUCGGAACAACGAGAAGACGAUAACGGAGUCUUUUCACGGUUUCUCUACUGAACUUCAGCAGCGAACGCAAGAAAUGUCCAAUACUUCCAAGGAUGCCUUUGCUCGUCACUUGCGAUCCAAACGAGCAAGACUCGACGACACGGAGCGCCUCAACACCGGACUUCAAUCCCAUUAUACCUCUCUGCACCGCGGUUUGGGAUCCAUUUCAGAAGAUAUCGGGAACUUCGCAGCUCAGACUAUAGACAAUACCUCCAACUUGGCAGAUGUAACGUCUGCGUACCAUACAGCCAGUACAUCACAGCUAACCGUUGUGGAGAAGACUACAAUGGCGUUGUCUGACCAAGGCACGAAGGAAGACAUUCAAACCGGUUCUACGCCUCGAAAACGCUCAUGGCGCUACGUCGAUGAAUGGGAUCUUACGGAGGAUCGAAAGAUUCUUCUUGGAACGUGGAGAAGUCACGGAAUGUCCGGCGUCGGUAGCGAGACGUUCUUGGCGGAGCACCUUCCGCUCCCUGCUGAAGAUGAGGAUCUGCCUGAGGAAAUUGAGACAAUGGAUGUAGAUAUCGAACCGAUGCCAUCAAGGUCCCAAUCACCAUCUACCAGCGAACAAGAAGUCCCCAUUGUGAACUCUUUGCAAUCUUCCUCCGCUUCAUCGACCUCCUCUGCAUUACCCGUACGACCAACUCAUACCCGACAGAAGUCAAUACCCAUUCUCAAAAAGGCCUCAGGCAAGGCCCCCCAGCCUCAGCCCCCCCUUAUCGAUACGCGCAACGUCUACACUACUCGGGGGUCAAGAAGACGAGGAUGA